Molecule: messenger RNA, 1896 nt
Organism: Styela clava
Lineage: Eukaryota; Metazoa; Chordata; Ascidiacea; Stolidobranchia; Styelidae
Product: solute carrier family 2, facilitated glucose transporter member 9-like
Biological process (GO): dehydroascorbic acid transport
Cellular component (GO): plasma membrane
Molecular function (GO): D-glucose transmembrane transporter activity
Source: RefSeq, a predicted model, not a curated record
ACGAGAACAUGUUCGUGUAUUAUGCUGGAUGGCUGAACGCAAAAGCGGGACUUUUGGUUGACUUGUCGGGACGGUGGGACAAGACGCUAAAAAGCGGGACUGUCCCGCCUAAAGCGGGACGUAUGCAGUCGAAGUGAUUGUUCGGUUAAAGCCCUCUCUAUUCAUAGCCUAUGUACAAUUGAUACUUUAUAUAUAAAUCACAUUUACCAAGUUACUUAUUCAAUCAUAAUGAAAGAAGAAUACAAGAAUUCGUGGUAUUGCACGUUCGUCCUCAACGCGUCCAUAUUUCCUACCGCUUUUAUGAUCGCUUAUUCGAUAUCAUGCCUAAAUCCACUGGUUCCAGUUAUUCAUCGCAUCUACAACUCAACGUAUGAAAAACAACAUGGCGAUGCCCUGCCUGACGACACGUGGACUCUUUUGCUGACUCUAACGAUGUCGAUGUUGAUGAUUGGUGCUUUUGUUGGUUCUAUGGUUUUCAAAAUAUUGUUGAAUUAUUUAACAAGGAAACGAAUCUUGAUAUUAACUCAUAUUUGUUCGGCGACUGGAUAUCUGAUUGUUGCAGUUGGAACAGGAAAAUGGGGGUCGUCUGAGGCCUUUAUUACUGGUCGAUUUGUUACGGGACUCGCGCUUGGGCUCGGUUUGAGCGUAACACCAUUAAUUUUCAACGAAUCUUGCGUUCCACAUCGUCGCACAUUUUACGGUGGUGUUUUCGGGACAUGUACUGCAUCUGGAGUGGCAAUCGGAAUCUUUUUUGCGUGGCCAAAGAUAUUCGGCACGGAUGAGCGAUGGCUGGGAGUAUUAUUCGUGUGUAUGUUUUUUUCAGUCGUUUAUUUUGUAUGCUCAUUCUGGAUUAUAGAAACGCCUCUACAAGCGUUUAUUUCGCAUGGAGAAGGAAGAGCGUUGGCGGUUCUUCGGAAAUUGCGCUAUGGGACCGAGACCGAUUUGAACGAUGAGCUGAAGGAUCUAGCCGCAAAUGGCGAUUCAGAUGACAAUACAAGUUCAGUUGCCACAUUCAUGGAAGUGAUAACAACUCCACAAUACAGACGUCAUUUCAUUGGAGCUGUUUUGGCAUAUUCAAUCAUAAUGGCUUGCGGAGUAAACAAUAUUUUCUUCUACUCUGAUCAGAUUCUCGCUAACGCUGGAUUAGAUUCUGAAACAGUGACUCCUGCUACUUUGGGAGUCAUGAUUGUUGGUCCUAUAGUAUCUGCUCUAUUGACGAUAUUCGUUAAACGAGGAGCCGAACCACGAAUAGUUAUGAUAACCGGAUGCACGAUCAUGAUUUUUGGAGAUGCGUUUAUGACUGCAUGCUUGGCAACUUAUGAAGUUGUGCCAGCCAUGUCCACGACUGCAAUUGCUGCCGUAUGCGUUUUCUACGUCGGAUUUGCAAUAAUUAAUAAUAUCGCCUAUGUAAUGUUUGGAGCAAUAACUAUUGACAGAACGAGGCCUGUCUGUAUCAACGUUGGAGCAGCAUCUUUGUGGUUUUCCGCGUGGUUAGUUGGCUUCAUAGCUCCCUACUUCGAGAUAUGGAUUGGACCAUAUGGAUUCCUGGUCUGGAUGGUGUUGACUAUCUUUGUCCUGCUCUACUCGAUAUUUUUUAUGCCUAAUGUCGCAGGGAAGACACAAGAUCAAAUACAAGCAUUUUACAAAACCGGCCUCACAACAGCCGCAAGUUCUGUUCCCCUGGAUCCGGAACUUUAAUACACAUGCGAAAAUAUUUUUGCAAGAUCUUGUACAUUUUACAAGAAUUAUGAUAUAUAUUCCGGAUAAUAAAUAACCCAAUCAUAGAGUUGUUGGUGUUUAUUACUUCACUCAUGGCAAUAUUUUGACUAUGAAAUAAUGAAAAUGUUAAAUACAUAUAUAUCCGUAUACUCCAUUAUUAAAACUAUAAUCGUUCAU